Molecule: messenger RNA, 876 nt
Organism: Lagenorhynchus albirostris (white-beaked dolphin)
Lineage: Eukaryota; Metazoa; Chordata; Mammalia; Artiodactyla; Delphinidae
Gene: WDR38
Product: WD repeat domain 38
Molecular function (GO): protein binding
Source: RefSeq, a predicted model, not a curated record
AUGAACAGCAGGGCCCCAGGGACGCUGGCCGUGGAGAGAGUGAAAUUCUUCGGCCAGCACCGCGGGGAGGUCAACUCUUCUGCCUUCUCUCCCGAUGGCCAGAAGCUGCUCACAGCCUCCGAGGAUGGCUGUGUAUAUGGAUGGGAGACCCAGAGUGGGCGGCUGCUGUGGAGACACAAGGCCCCCGUGAGGUUCUGCCGCUUCUCCCCCGAUGGCUGCCUCUUUGCCAGCACCUCCUGUGACUGCGCCAUCCGCCUGUGGGAUGUAGCAGAAGCCAAGUGUCUGCAGGUCCUACAGGGUCACCAGCGAAGUGUGGAGACCAUCAGCUUCAGCCCUGACUCAAAGCAACUGGCAUCAGGCGGCUGGGACAAGAGGGUGAUGCUCUGGGAGGUGCAGUCAGGCCAGGUGCUGCGCCACUUGGUGGGACACCGAGAUGUCCCAAGCAGUGACUUCGCACCCAGCUCAGACUGCUUGGCCACGGGCUCUUGGAAUUCCACCAUCCGCAUGUGGGACCUUCGGGCAGGGACUCCAGUGAUCUUCCACCAGGAGCUGGAGGCCCACAGUGGCAACGUCAGCUGCCUGUGCUACUCAGCAUCUGGCCUAUUGGUGUCCGGCUCCUGGGACAAGACUAUCCACAUCUGGAAGCCCUCAACCGGAAGCCUGCCUGUCCAGCUUAAGGGCCACAUCACCUGGGUGAAGAGCAGAGCUUUCUCCCCUGAUGGGCUGCAGGUGGCCAGCACUGGCUACUCCCACAUGGUCAAAGUCUGGGACUACAAUACAGGAAAGAGCAUUGAGACCCUGAAGGGAGUCCUGGAUGUGGCCCACGCCUGUGCCUUUACCCCAGAUGGGAAACUCUUAGUGUCUGGAGCUGCUUAG